Molecule: messenger RNA, 822 nt
Organism: Zymoseptoria tritici IPO323
Lineage: Eukaryota; Fungi; Ascomycota; Dothideomycetes; Mycosphaerellales; Mycosphaerellaceae
Exons: 2
Coding region: 1-822 (273 amino acids)
Biological process (GO): protein phosphorylation
Cellular component (GO): cytoplasm
Molecular function (GO): protein serine/threonine kinase activity; ATP binding
Source: RefSeq, a predicted model, not a curated record
AUGCGAACGGACUCGAAACAAUGUCAAAUCCGACAUGAAGCACAUACGAGGGCAUCGUCUCCUCACCGACGAUGGCUUCGACAGGCGCAACAGGUUCCAAGGUCAAUCCGGUUGUGUAUCGUAGCAGUGGUAGCAUUCUGCGCGGCCGUCGGCUUUGCAAGAGGACUCCGCGACAUACAAGACCAAAACAAGAAAGCUAGACCAACGAUCUUUCCGAAAUCCCUCGAUCGUAGCAAAAUUUGGUCGCCAGAUCAUCCGAUUCGGUACAACAAUGGGACUCACAUUGACGACAAGUAUGCGUUCUUCCGCCAUCUGGGAGGCGGCCAAGAAGGAUCGGUGGACCUCUACGUCGAUCACAUGAGCGGCGAUAUCGUGGUCGUGAAGCAGAUGUCAUCUGUGGCCAGGAAUCAAAUACCGGUUGAGGUAUCAGACGACUUCCUCGAAGUGACGACGAGCUGGCCCACCGAGAUCGAAGCUGGUCUGCUCUUGGCUGGCGACGUCGCGGAACCAUAUGUUCCGAUUCUUGAUUAUUUCGUCCUGCAAUCUUCCACCGAAUCUUGUUGGGCAAUGGUCUCGCCUUGGCUGGCAAAUGGGACUCUUCUAAAUCUCGCCGAGAAGGAGAAAGACCAGGGCGGCAGGACGGUGCACGAAAUCGACAGCAUUUAUCGUCCGGUGGUGGAGAAUCUUUUGCAAGGCUUGCAAUCGCUCCACGCAAAAGGCUUGUGUCACAACGACAUUAAGCCGAAUAACGUCUUCAUCCGCGACUCCACGUUCUGGUUACUCGGGGAUUUGGGAAAUCAACGGACUGGUGAAUGCGACUGA